AUGACUUACACACAGUUUCCUCGCAAUUGUCUAGCAAACGUGCGAGGGAAAUAUUCGUCGCAAAAUUUGCGACGGAAUAGCGAGUUGGUCAUGUUCCCUCGGAGAGAUCUAUUCGUCGGCGAAGAAGAGGUUUGUCGGAGAGAUCUAUUCGUCGGCGAAGAAGAGGUUUGUCGGAGAGAUCUAUUCGUCGGCAAAUUUGAGGUUUGCGGAGAGAACAAUUCUUCGUCGAAUUUGAGUUUUAUCAGAGAGAAUAAUUCGUCGGCGAAUUUGAAGAUCUAUUCGUCGGCAAAGAAGAGAUUUGUCAGAGAGAUCUAUUCGUCGGCGAAGAAGAGGUUUGUCGAAGAGAUCUAUUCGUCGGCGAAUUUGAGGUUUGUCGGAGAGAAUAAUUCGUCGGCGAAUUUGAGUUUUAUCGGACAGAACAAUUUGUCAGCGAAUUUGAGUUUUAUCAGAGAGAACAAUUCGUCGGCAAAUUUGAGUAGUUUCCUCGCAAUUGUCUCGCAAACGUGCGAGGGAAAUAUUCGUCGCAAAGUUUGCGACGGAAUAGCGAGUUGGUCAUGUUCCUUCGGAGAGAUCUAUUCAUCGAAGAAAAGGUUUGUCAGAGAGAUCUAUUCGUCGGCGAAGAAGAGGUUUGUCGGAGAGAUCUAUUCGUCGGCGAAUUUGAGGUUUGUUGGAGAGAACAAUUUGUCGGCGAAUUUGAGUUUUAUCAGAGAGAACAAUUUGUCGGCGAAUUUGAGUAGAAUAAGUUAUCGUCGCAAGUGCGUUGCAAUUUGUAGGGGAACUCAGUUUCCCGCAAAGCCCUCGCAAAUUUGCGACGUUUUUGCGGGGAAUCAUUGGCUCGCAAAUUUAGAGAUCUAUUCGUCGGCGAAGAAGAGGUUUGUCGGAGAGAUCUAUUCGUCGACGAAGAAGAGGUUUGUCGGAGAGAUCUAUUCGUCGGCGAAUUUGAGGUUUGUCGGAGAGAACAAUUCGUCGGCGAAUUUGAGUUUUAUCGGAGAGAACAAUUCGUCGGCGAAUUUGAGUAGAAUAAGUUAUCGUCGCAAGUGCGUUGCAAUUUACGGGGGAACUCAGUUUCCGCAAAGCCCUCGCAAAUUUGCGACGUUUUUGCGGGGAAUCAUGACUUCCACGCAGUUUCCUCGCAAUUGUCUCGCAAAUUUGCGAGGGAAAUAUUUGUCGCAAAGUUUGCGAUUGGUCCUGUUCCCUCGGAGAGAUCUAUUCGUCGGCGAAGAAAAGCCCUCGCUAAUUUGCGACGUUUUUGCGGGGAAUCAUGACUUCCACGCAGUUUCCUCGCAAUUGUCUCACAAAUUUGUGAGGGAAAUAUUCGUCACAAAGUUUGCGACGGAAUAUCGACUUGGUCCUGUUCCCUCACAAUCCUCUCGCAACUCUGUAGCAAUUUGA
Molecule: messenger RNA, 1392 nt
Organism: Arabidopsis thaliana (thale cress)
Lineage: Eukaryota; Viridiplantae; Streptophyta; Magnoliopsida; Brassicales; Brassicaceae
Exons: 7
Coding region: 1-1392 (463 amino acids)
Source: RefSeq, marked reviewed